Messenger RNA from Peronospora belbahrii, 1464 nucleotides. The record is from the annotation of a GenBank genome assembly. NCBI's taxonomy places the organism in Eukaryota, Oomycota, Peronosporomycetes, Peronosporales, Peronosporaceae.
AUGCAUUUCCUAUCAUUUUAUUUAUCAAUCCAUGUAUCUGAUACCAACUACGAGCAUCUCUUCCGGUCAUUAGCGCACCAGUCACGUCUUUUUCCAUUGCGCAGCUCGGACGUGAAGCUUCUGUCUACUCCUACCGAGUUUUACCAGCAAUUACUGCAUAAUAUUCAACAUGCAGAGCAUCACGUGUCGAUUGCAUCGUUAUAUUUAGGUACAGGCGACUUGGAGCGCUCUCUAGUAGACGCAUUAGCCACGAGACUACGAGAACGACCAGAGCUUCAAGUGCAGAUCGUUUUGGACUAUUCCCGAGGUCAACGCGUUGGCGUCAUGGCGAGUUCUAUCACGAUAUUGGCUUCAUUGCUACGAGAGUUUCCAGCCAAUGUCACACUCUUUUUAUUUCGAGUCCCACAGCUUUCAGGGUUCAAGACAAAACUACCUUCUCCAUUCAAUGAAACACUGGGUGUUUUCCAUGCAAAAGUAUACUUAGUAGACGACAUGCUCGUACUCAGUGGUGCAAACUUGAGUGCAGACUAUUUUACAAGCCGACAGGAUCGCUACGUACAAUUGACAAACUGUGGUGGACUUGCACAAUUUUACCACCAGUUUGUAGAGUUGGUGACAGGAUUUUCCUACAAGGUGACACUGGAAUCGUUCACAGGACGAGACAAUGACUAUACGUUGGUACCACCAAAGCUCGCACAUGACUCGAAAGAAGCAAUGAGGGUGAUGAAACUCGAACUUGAGAACCUCGUGAAUCGAGAGAAGCACAAGCAAGAAGACAAGAUUGAUGUAUCUUCGAACACGUGGGCGUUCCCGACACUACAGUUUACACCUGUCGCGAUGGAUCAUGAUGAGCGGGUCUUAAGAAUGUUUAUCAAGAACUUGCCGCGUGGUUCACAGCUACAGAUUGCCUCAGGUUAUUUGAAUUUUCCGCCGUUUUUAAGAGAGUUGCUGGAGCGCUGUGGUGCUCAACUGGACGUCAUUUCUGCGGCUCCUUGCGCCAACGGAUUUUACAAUGCUCGCGGUGUAAAGGGUGCUUUGCCGAUGGCUUAUUCACUGAUCGAGCAAGACUUUUUCAAACACACUCUUGGUCGCGAAUUUCCAACAGUGCUGCGAGAGUUUAACCGUCCAGGAUGGACUUUUCACGGCAAGGGCAUGUGGUGGAAACCACCAGUGACCAAUGGCCGCAAGGUCACCACAGGCUUUCCUCAGGCCACAAUUGUGGGAAGCUCAAACUUUGGCCAACGAUCCUAUGGCUGUGAUAUGGAAUCAAACCUGGUGUUGUUUACACGUAAUCUAGAGCUUCAGCGCCGCCUGCAAGAUGAGUACGAUGCCCUUACUUGUGACACGGAGGUAGUGACCAAGCAACUUUGGCGACGAUCCGAGCGCAUGCUACACGGCUUGUUUAGCUGGAAGGACGGUCACUGGAUCCGACCCGUAUCCAAGCUUAUCGCUGCGUACCUCUAG